AUGACGUUUUGGCGUGGCAAAGAAAUCAUCCCCAUCAAUCUCGGUAUGGCUGUCAUCUGGUUCACCCGAUCUGCUCGUCAAGGCUAUGCUCCCAGUCAUUGGGCCCUAGGUCAGAUUGCAUUAGAAAACGGUGAUUUGCACAUUGCUAUUGCAUGGUGGGAAACAGCCAUGAAGCUCAAUACUAAUGAUACUUCCACCAUCAAUGUCGAUCAACUCUUGACCACGACCUGCGAUUCGGAUGCGUUGGUGAUACUAGGUAAAAUCAUUCAAAACCAACAAGAAUCUGUCCUGUACACACAGUCCAGCUCCGUCUCGUUGGCCAGUGAUACUUCUUCCAGAGAUGAGGCAGAAUCAUUCUCCCGGGCUCAGCAAGAAAAUCAUGGCCUAGCGCUACGCUGCUUUGGUCAAGCUGCAUUGAUGGGUAACGUGGAAGGCAUGUACUUGACUGCACAAGCAUGGCAUAAAGACAAGGAUUACCCAGUUGCAUUAGAGAAUUAUGAAAAAGCUGCAUCUCAGGGUCAUGUUCCUUCUCGCAUUAUGUGCGCUACAUACCAAAUAUAUGGUUUAGGUGGUAAAGAAACGAAUGCACAUGCAGGCUUUCAUGAAUUGCUCGACUGCGCGCAACAUGAUCCCGACGCCUUUUUGCAUCUAGGAAGAUGCUGUGAACGUGGCCUAGGUACGUCGCAGGACAUGGCCAAAGCAUUGCAGUGGUAUCACCUGUCUAUUGAUGAAAAGGACGAUUCCGAAGCCAUGUUUCGUGUGGGCCAAAUUCACGCUGCCGCCGCUCUGGAAAACAAGGAAGGAGACAUGGACGCCAUGUACUGGUAUCAACGUGCAAUUAGCAAAGACAAUCAUCCACGUGCAAAUUUCCGCAUUGCCUUCUAUUAUAUCCAUGGUAUACAAAGCGCAGAUCAAGAACAAUCACUCCUUGAACCAGAUUUGGAUAUUGCUGUUUAUCAUUUACGCACUGCAGCAAAACAAAAUGACCAGGACGCCAUGUUUGAGCUAGGUCAACUGCUUUUGCGCGAGGAUUUCUCUGUAGACCAACAGUUGGAAGGUCUCGGUUGGUUCGAAAUCGCUGCUGAUAGAGGUUCUCGUGAUGCACAAAGAGAGCUAGGCAAUCUGUAUCAUACAGGACGCGGUGAAGAGGGCCAAGACAAUACACUGGUGAUUCAACAAGACUUUGAAAAGGCAUACGAUUAUUUUAGCUUGGCAGCUCAUUUGGGUGACAAGACAUCUGCUCUGUUUCUCGGCACCUACUACGAGCACGGUAUUGGCGUUGCGCCCAAUGUUGAACUGGCUCAGAGCUGGUAUACUGUCGCAGUAGAGCUUGGCAGUAGUACUACAUCUACAAUGACUUUGCCAUUGCAUGACCCCUCUGGAUGGUGGCCUGCUCAGUUGUGUUUGGCUCGUGUUUUACAUCAAAAUGAGGAAACACAAGGCGAGGCAUAUCAACUUUUCAUGACAAUAUAUCAUACACAUCGACCAGAGCAACAUGUAGCUUAUCUAGAAUUUAUGCUGGCUCUGUAUCAAUUGGAAGGCCUAGGUGGUAUUCCUAUUCAAGCCGACAAUGCAUUUAAUCAACUCGUUCAUUUGGCUGAGCAAGGUUACUUGAAAGCUUUUUUUCCUGUUGCACAAUGUUAUGAAAAUGGGAUUGGGACCACAAAGAAUCUUUUGAAGGCACUAGAAUGGUAUGUUCUGUUAGUACAUAAUCCUGCUACAGGGGAUCAAGACACGACCAUGGAUGAAGAUGAUCUUGAAGAUCUAUCACAUGCUUACUAUCAUUUGGCUGAAUUUUAUCGUCAAGGAGCCGUGGUUGCCAUGGAUACCGAGAAAGCCGAUACUCUCUAUAAGAUUGCUGCUGAGCGAGGUUCAGUUGAAGCUAAAGAAUACUUGUCAUUACAUCAAUCUCAACAUUAG
Messenger RNA from Mucor velutinosus, 1920 nucleotides. Its product is annotated as histone H2A. The coding region runs from base 1 to 1920 and encodes 639 amino acids. NCBI's taxonomy places the organism in Eukaryota, Fungi, Mucoromycota, Mucoromycetes, Mucorales, Mucoraceae. Gene Ontology annotation, molecular function: protein binding. The record is from RefSeq and is a predicted model, not a curated record. The transcript has 3 exons.